AUGUCGAAAACUCAAAAUCGUUCGCUCAUACCAGAAGCGAACGUCACCAAAGAAAAAAUUGUGAAAUCACGCACCACUUUUGAAACAAUAUUCAAAUGCCGCCAGGAUGCACAGCUGCAUAAGGAGGCUGAAGUUAAGUUCGGUAUUCAGAAAAAACCCUAUCUCAGAGUCCAAAGUCGUUGGUGUUUCGAUAUUGCUUCUGAUAUUGAGGAUGGAUUGAGGGGCUCACUCGCUCAGUGGUUCGACUAUCACUAUCUGGUCCGAGCUUGGAAGAAUGGUGGAACUAUGUAUGAUCCUCAAAUCCUCUACUCCGUACUCGAGUAUAUUCUCCCUCUUAAGAUUUUAGCUUCCCCUCACGCACCGAGGUCGAAUGAGAUUGCGCAAAUAGUAGCAAUUAUGCGCGCGAGCGUACGGACCGAUUAUGAAUCUAUAGACUAUGAAUUAGAAUUGGUCAAUUGCUUGCCAAGAAGUAUCUACUAG
Messenger RNA from Sclerotinia sclerotiorum 1980 UF-70, 480 nucleotides. RefSeq lists its product with no specific name. The record is from RefSeq and is a predicted model, not a curated record. NCBI's taxonomy places the organism in Eukaryota, Fungi, Ascomycota, Leotiomycetes, Helotiales, Sclerotiniaceae. The transcript has 5 exons. The coding region runs from base 1 to 480 and encodes 159 amino acids.